Molecule: messenger RNA, 3740 nt
Organism: Amoebophrya sp. A120
Lineage: Eukaryota; Dinophyceae; Syndiniales; Amoebophryaceae
Source: the annotation of a GenBank genome assembly
ACCAUUUUUGCAUUUGGAAUCCUUUAAAGUUUUGAGAUGUUGUCACAAUAGUUCCAUCUUCUAAAAGUUGGAGAGUCGACAACCACAACAUCAAUCUGCAUCGGUUGUCAAUAGAUUUGUGAUAUGAUUCAGGAGGACCUCUCUGUUCGAAGCCCGGACCGCUUUGUGAAAUAAAUUCAAAUGAACAAAAGACAUACAAGAUAUACGAAACUUCAUCGCACGUAUGGCUUGUUGUGCUCGGCCACCUCGGCACGACUCCAGUGAAGUUGUUGAUGAACAAAGUGCAGCUGCUGUAACGCACCCACACAGAAGUACUAAAUCAAUCAUGUCCAAGCACCAGCUGCAGAUGUUCGAUGAGGUGGUCGCAAAGUUCCCCUCCUACCGGGGCCGCGACGAUAACCCCUGGUUCUCCGGCACCGUGCUUGGCGUGAACCAGGACGAAGACACGUGCAAAGUGCAGUUCUGCGACGGGGACAUUGGGGAAGGCGUGAAGCCGAGCGAGGUUCUCUACUGCCCCUCGGGUCGCGCGGACGACUACGGCAAGGGGGACAAGCGGGGCGAGAAACCGGCGGACGCACAGGAAGUCCUGAUCGGCGACGAGGAGGGGGAGGAGGAAGUUAUCCUGUGGAAAAACGUGGUUCUACCCACUCGUGCUUUGCAAAUCCAAUCGUUUUUACGCAUCACAAAUUUAGCCACAUAGUACUACAAUUGUGAUGAGCUGGCAUGAUAGGCCUACCUAUCGGGUAAAUAGGACGUUUCUGUACAGGAUAGGCUUCGGUUUUGACGAGUUGUUCGCGAAAUAUGAGGAAGACGCUGAGAAGGUUUUGGCCAUGACGGGUUGCAGGUUUUUGUUGGCGAAGGGGCAUGCCGAGUGGCCGCCGGUGAAGAAGGCGCAGAUCAUCCGAGCCAUGCAGGACGCCUGCGAAUAUUACAACAAGUAUUUUUUCUACAGAUUUGAUAUAGUCGGAUUUGGAGAUUAAUUCCUAUACCGAGGACACUGUGAAUAACUUGCGAUAUCGGAAUUUCGAAUUCUCUCCAGACGAACUACGCCUUGUCCUACCUCCUAGCAACUUGUUGAAAGAAAACAUCCGAAGAAGAAGCUGCAUGCGGAAGAAGGUCAUAUUAGCAACAAGACUACUAGAUCAACCACUCCACUCUAGAUAUUCCUCCUUCGACCGCCUGAUGACGGCCCAUUUCGACCCGGAGUGUGGCACCGCCUGCGCCGGUCCGCACGGGCACAUCCGGUUUGGGGGCGCGCUGAAUUUCUCGGGCGGCGCGCACAGGGCCAUCACAAGAGUGGCCAUGCACGAGAUUUCGCACGUGUUCGGCGUUGGUUUGCACGGCGGGUGGCGCGGAAACAUGGAAAAGCAGGGCCCGAACCACGAGAAGUUUGGCGGCCAGGGGAUUUGGACCGGACCGCACGGGUGUGCCGUGUAUGACAAGUGGAAGGCGAAGAAUGCGAAAGUGCUGGAGGCGGGCUGCCCCGAGGAAAUCGACGCGAUCUACUCGGUAUGGAUUGCAAAUAUGUCUGGGUCUGGAAGAAUGCAAACUUGUGUUGCGCAUUUCAGAUCACAGAAAAAUCUCUCAAGCAGAGGUAGCAAAAGCUGCCCACUUUCUGUCACCAAAGUGGGGGAUUUGUCAUGCGGAUUCGGCAUUGCGGAAGCUUCUCGCGACCUGUGAUGCCAGAGCUUCCAUGCCAGACCUUCUGUGUCAUGCAAAAACAGCAUGACUCUCCCAGACCCAGACACUUUUGCAAUCCAUAUUCGGACGGCCUGCACUUCUGGCCGGGCGGGUUCGCCUACUGCAAGGAGUGGCGGGAGGAGGACGACGUGCAGUUUCACAUCGAAAUGGUGGCUGCGAUGAAGAAGGACUGUGACGAGUUGGCCGGGGCGCUGCACCCGAGCAUGAAGCGGACGUUGUUGAAGCGGGGCAUUUACUUCUUCCUCCUCGGGAAGAGCGAUACCGUUUGCUGGAGCCAGUCCACGUCCCGGAGCAAGAUGCGGUGCGACGAAGCGUGGGCGCGUGCGGACGCUAGCGCGGUCGCGAAGUACAUCGAACACCGCAAGGCGCACAUGAUGCCGCCCGACUUCACGCACAUUCAACAGCUGGACGAGCUGGAGUCCGCGGACGUCGAGAAGAACACGGCAACUACUGACGCAGCGGGGGCGAAUAUCGAAGAAAAAAACUGUGUAAGUGUAACUUUUUUGCAGGAACAGCAUCACAGAUUUGUUUUCCAUGACAGAAAACUUGUCAUGCGUAGCUAGUAUGCUAAAACACGUACUAAAAUAGCCUCUGAUGCAUAUCCGGCAUGACAAGUGUAACUGUAUUGCAACAUCUGCAAGACAAAGCUACACUUACACAGUUUUUUUCUUGCAUAGCGAACGAGGAGGAGGACGAGAGCGAGGAGUUUGUGUUGUCGUAUUACAACUCCUGCGACCGCUAUCACAGGAAAAAAGUCUUUCACUGUAAGGAUUUUGCAACUUUUGCAUCACAAGUUUGUUCCGCAUGACAGAGAAAAUUUGCCAUGCAAGCUUCCUAAGGGAAAACACAGCUAAAAAUCCACUUUCUUGCAUGUGUAGCAAGUCAAAUGCUUCUGUGUUCCAUUUUAUGCGUAACAAGUUUACAGUGAAACAGUUUUUUCUUGCGAUAAUCGCGUGUGGGUCGCGAACGCGGAGGUCGGGGGCAAAUUGAAAAUCAUCGAGGCGACGUGGGGCAGCUCCGCGGCGGCGGCGGUCGUGUCGACGGAUCAGGUGCAAAGCAAAGUGGCUGAUGGAGGGGGUCUAUCAAAUGCAAAAAUGUCUGGGUCUGGAAGGCUGGAACUUGUCAUGCUGUGUUUGGAUUCUAAAAAAAUUUGCAUUGCAUGACCAGCAAGAGGGGUCGGGUUUGUCCUAAGCGGAGAGGGCAUUUCUCAUGCGGGGUACGCAUUAGGAAGCCCUCUAAAAAUCUGUGAUGCUAGACCAUGCAUGAACGGCGUCAUGGAUCAUACAGGAUCUGCAUGACAAACCUGGCAGUCUUCCAGACCCAGACAUUUUUGCAUUUGAUAGGGUCUUGGGAUUGGGGAUUUUCUGACGUUCGGGGAAACAGCCCCGAUCCACAGCGACGAGGCGCUCGGCGAUCCAGAGCCGGGCGUUUCAAAAAUAUUAAGUGCAAAAAUGUCUGGGUCUGGAAGGAUGUAACCUGUGAUGCGCAUUUCGGAACACACAAAAAUCUCUCAUGCAUAGGUAGCAAAAGCUGCUCACUUUCUGUCACAAAGGUGGGGGAUUUGUCAUGCGGGUUUGGCAUUGCGGAAGCUUGUCGAAACCUGUGAUGCUAGAGCUUCCAUGCCAGACCUUCUGUGUCAUGCAGAAACAGCAUGACUGUUCAGUUCCAGACCCAGACACUUUUACAUUUGAUACAAAAUGUUCAAGUGCAUCUUUUCGGACGGGGUCCCCGGACAGCCCGGGAGCUUUUUCGUGCAGUACCGCGACAAGAAAACCAUUGACGCGAGCUGGGCCGGAAACCAGCCGAACUCCGCAGGGCCGGUGGACAUCGCGCACCGGGGGCGGGAGUUGUGGGUCGAGAAAGCGACGUGGGGGCCGAACGACGCUUGGCAGUCGAAUUCCGACGUCACGGAGAAGGUGAGGGCGAUGGUCGACGGGGCCGGGCGGUUGUGGACGCAGGGGAUUUCGAUCGCGGAGCUGCUGCCGGACCCCGCGGAGGGGGAAUUCAAAAUCUUCACCGUGAGUAUCUUGUUGGAAUAA